Messenger RNA from Lasiodiplodia theobromae, 762 nucleotides. RefSeq names its product Nucleoside-diphosphate-sugar. Bases 1 to 762 code for a protein of 253 amino acids. The transcript has a single exon. Lineage: Eukaryota; Fungi; Ascomycota; Dothideomycetes; Botryosphaeriales; Botryosphaeriaceae. The record is from RefSeq and is a predicted model, not a curated record.
AUGAAAGUCCUCCUGGUCGGCGCGACCGGCUUCGUCGGAUCGUACGCGCUGCGCGCGCUGCUGGCCGACCCGGCCAUCGGCACCGUCGUCACCCUCACGCGCGCGCCGCUCAGCAACUCGGCCUACAUCCACUCGCGCCACCUCGAGUCGCCCAAGCUGGUCGAGGUCGUGCACCCGGACUUCCUCUCCUACCCGGACCCGGAUGACGACGGACUGCUCGCCCGCCACCUGCGCGGCGUGCGCGCCUGCCUGUGGUGCGUCGGCGGCCGCCACACGCAGCGCUCGCGCUGGCCCACCGACGAGGAAUACGUCCGCGUCAGCGUCGACUUCCCCCUCAAGUGCGCCGAGGCGCUGAGGGACCGCUUCGCCGCGGCGAACGAAGGCGCUGAUCCGCCGCUGCCGCCGUUUAGGUUCGUAUUUUGUAGCGGCCAUGCCACCGAGUGGGACCAGGCGAAGAACUUGUGGGUCAUGGAGCGCACGCGCAAGGUGAAGGGGAUGGCUGAGAAGGCCUUGUUCGCGUUGGCUGAGGAGAGCAAAGGCCGCUUUGAGGCGUACACCGUCAGGCCCUGUGGCAUCUAUCAGAAGAAUCCGAGCUUGAAGGAUUUGUUCUUGACGUCGGUCGUGUUGCCGAGUUGCCAUGUCGAGGAGCUGGCGGCCGUCAUGAUCGAGAUCGCUAAGAAUGGCAGCAAGGACCAAAUUGUGGUGCACGAGCGGAUCAGGAAGUGGGGAGGCGAGCUGUUGAAAGAUGCAGUCGAAAAGUGA